Molecule: messenger RNA, 1254 nt
Organism: Cadophora gregata
Lineage: Eukaryota; Fungi; Ascomycota; Leotiomycetes; Helotiales; Ploettnerulaceae
Exons: 2
Coding region: 1-1254 (417 amino acids)
Biological process (GO): carbohydrate metabolic process
Molecular function (GO): hydrolase activity, hydrolyzing O-glycosyl compounds
Source: RefSeq, a predicted model, not a curated record
AUGUUUCCCCUCCUCUCCCUCGCGCCUCUCUUCCUGAGUCUCACAUCAGCCCUCACACCCGGCCCAAAUCCAGAAGUCCACCCUAAACUCACAACUUGGAAAUGCACCAAAGCCAACGGCUGCACUCCCCAAAACAGCGUCAUUGUCCUCGACCAACUGGCCCACCCCGUCUACCAAGCCAACGACCCCAGCCUCAACUGCGGCACCUGGGGUAACGCCCCCAACAGCACCGUCUGUCCAGACGAAGCUACCUGCGCGAAAAAUUGUAUCGUCGACGGGAUCAGCGACUACGAGAAAUAUGGGAUUAAGACUGAGGGUGGGAGUCUGGUGAUGAAUCAGCUGAAUGGAGAUGGGAGUGUGGUGAGCCCGCGGGCGUACUUGUUGAAUCAGGAGGGGGAUAAGUAUGAGAUGUUGAAGCUGAGUGGAGGGGAGCUAAGCUUCGAUGUUGAUUCGAGUAAGUUGCCGUGUGGGAUGAAUGGGGCUUUGUAUUUGUCUGAGAUGGAGGAAGAGGGGGGAAAAAGUGAGUUGAAUCCCACGGGGGCGAGUUAUGGUGGGGGGUAUUGCGAUGUGCAGUGCUAUACUUUGCCGUUUAUCAAUGGUGUUGCGAAUCUCGACGCCAAAGGCUCAUGCUGUAACGAGAUGGAUAUCUGGGAAGCGAAUGCCGUCGCUACCUCCCUCGCACCACACACCUGCAACCAGACCGGCUUGUACAAAUGUACCCCAGACGAGUGUGCUUUCAACGGCGUCUGUGACAAGUGGGGAUGUUCAUACAACCCUUACGGGCAAGGGAACAAGGACUACUACGGUCGGGGCUCAACGGUUGACACCAACCGACCCUUCACAGUCGUGACUCAAUUUCCAGAAGUCAACGGUACCAUGACUGAGAUUCGGCGACUAUACGUGCAAGACGGAAAGGUUAUCAAGAACGCAGCGGUUAACACCAGUGGUGUCCCAGGAAUUAAUUUCAUGAACGAUGCUGAUUUCUGCGGUAAGCCUGGUGUUGCAUCUCGAUAUAUCGAUCUUGGUGGAACAGCUGGUAUGGGUGAAGCGCUCGGUAGAGGUAUGGUUCUGGUUUUUUCGGUCUGGUGGGAUGAGGGUGGAUUCAUGAACUGGCUGGACAGUGGGAAUACUGGGCCGUGUAAUGCCACUGAAGGUGAUCCAAAGGUGGUGUUGAAGGUAGAGCCAAACCCAGCUGUGACAUGGAGCAAUGUCAAGUGGGGCGAGAUUGGAAGCACUUACUCGGGGACUGCUUAG